AAUUGGUUUAAAUGAAAAUCAUAUGAUAUUCCUUAGCAAGACUUUAUUUAGGAAGUGGUCAAAUAAAAGGUUCUCUGUUCUCUCUCUCAUAUCAUAUGAACAGAGACCAGCACGUAACUGUAUGACUGUAGAGAGUUUGUUUAUGUCUGCAGCUAAACCACCUUUGGCUUUUCCGACACAUUAGAGUUUUCAUAUUUUCAACGAGUGCAGUGCAGUGCACGCAUCAUCAAAUAUAUAUAUAUAUUAAACCUAACUACCACGUUUUUUACAAAAUAUAAUAAUACACGAUUCAAUUUCAUUCGGUCACAACCAAAGUUACAAAUAUUAUCUCUCUGUUUUCUCAAACGUUGAAGUCCAAACAAAACUCUCUCAAUCAAUCAAUCACAAAAACAACAAGAUAUUGUUAAAGGAGGUUUAGUAAUAUGGGAAAUACGGAAUCAAUGUCUGAAUCUCAACAUGAAUUUUACAACCAACAUCCUCCUAGUUAUGAUGGUAGUUCAGUGAGUAAUAGCUAUCAUCAACCUUCUUCUUAUGCUGGGAGUUUGGAUAGCACUACCUAUGAUCAACCCUCUUCUUAUACCGGAAGUUCGGGAAUUACUAAUCAUCAACAACCGUCUUCACAUGCUACAAGUUCGAGGAAUACUCGCCAUCGUUAUAACGAGAAACCAACAUAUAUAGCUGACAAUUUCAGCUCAUUGGAUCAGGUUGUUUCUGCUCUGAGAGAAGCUGGUCUAGAAUCUUCAAAUUUAAUACUUGGUAUUGAUUUCACAAAAAGUAAUGAAUGGUCAGGUAAGUACUCGUUCCACCGGAAGAGUCUUCAUCAUAUCGGAAACACUCCUAAUCCAUAUGAGCAAGCAAUCUCCAUAAUUGGCCGCACACUGUCUACUUUUGAUGAAGAUAAUUUGAUACCGUGUUUUGGGUUUGGUGAUGCUUCUACACACGAUCAGAACGUGUUCAGUUUUUAUCCUGAUAAUAGAGUUUGCCACGGGUUUGAGGAAGUACUUGCACGCUACAGACAGAUUGUUCCACUCUUGAAACUGUCAGGGCCAACAUCAUUUUCCCCUGUAAUUGAUGCAGCAAUUGACAUUGUGGAAAGAAACAACGGCCAAUAUCACGUUCUUGUCAUUAUUGCUGAUGGACAGGUUACGAGAAAUCCUGGUACGCCACCUGGAAAGCUUAGUCCACAAGAACAAGCAACAAUUAAUUCCAUAAUUGCUGCUAGUCAUUAUCCUCUCUCAAUUAUUUUGGUUGGAGUUGGAGAUGGACCAUGGGACGAGAUGAAGCACUUUGAUGAUAACAUUACCGGACGCUUAUUUGACAACUUUCAGUUUGUGAACUUCACAAAGAUCAUGUCUGAGAACACGGAAGCAUCCAAGAAGGAAACAGAAUUUGCACUUGCUGCCCUUAUGGAGAUUCCAUUUCAGUUCCGGGCAGCUCAAAAUAUUCAACUUACCAAUGAACCAGUUCAUUAUCAACAUAAAAGACCUCUCCCUCCACCUAAGGAAGUAAUAGAUCACGAUAAUGCGUUCAUGGCGACUCCACGCAUGACAAAUUUCAAGUCAACUGAACCAACGGCUCCAGCCAGUGAAGAACCAGUAUGCCCCAUUUGCCUAACCAAUCCGAAGGACAUGGCUUUUGGAUGCGGUCAUACAACUUGCAAGGAGUGUGGUGCAACAUUAUCUUCAUGCCCUAUGUGCAGGCAACAAAUUACAACUCGCUUGAGAUUAUAUACUUGAGUCAGAUUACUUGCUAAUUUAUGCUAUAGCAUUGUAUUUGAUGUAUAAACACUAGUAAAUAUUACACCAUUUCUUUACAAUUCAGCCUAAGAGUGAUAUGUAUAGAAAUGUUGAGUGUAAAUGUAGUACUUAAACAAAGUGUUCAUUGGGUAAAGUGUAUAGGAAAAGAAAAAAAGGUAAAUGACCCCAAAAUUUUCUCU
Molecule: messenger RNA, 1936 nt
Organism: Trifolium pratense (red clover)
Lineage: Eukaryota; Viridiplantae; Streptophyta; Magnoliopsida; Fabales; Fabaceae
Product: E3 ubiquitin-protein ligase RGLG3
Exons: 12
Coding region: 423-1736 (437 amino acids)
Source: RefSeq, a predicted model, not a curated record